Molecule: messenger RNA, 1659 nt
Organism: Penicillium pulvis
Lineage: Eukaryota; Fungi; Ascomycota; Eurotiomycetes; Eurotiales; Aspergillaceae
Product: carboxylesterase
Exons: 1
Coding region: 1-1659 (552 amino acids)
Source: RefSeq, a predicted model, not a curated record
AUGACGUCUUUUGUUAAUAAGGGCCUUGCAGCCCUGGCCCUUGGCGCUGCUGUCGCCGAGGCCCAGCUUUGGGACAAGGUAAUCGAUACCUCCCUGGGACCUGUCAAGGGUUUCAAGUACUUCAAUGAGUCGACUCUUGAGACAUACUUCAACCGCUCCGAAUCCAACGUCACAGCCUACCUUGGUAUUCCCUUCGCUGCCGACACUGCCUACCAAAACCGUUGGAAGCCCCCGCAGCCCCGUGAGUCAUGGAACGAGACUUUCGAUGCUUCUACAUGGGGAUACGCUUGCCCUAGCAAGGAUGCCACCAACAUCAGCGAGGACUGCCUUAACCUCAACAUUUGGACCAAUGCUGGCAGUGCCAAUGCCAAACUCCCUGUUAUGCUCUGGAACCAGGGUUCCGAUGAGACUAGCAACGAUGCUUGGUGGUACGGUGGUGGUAUGGCCCUGAAGGAUGUCAUCCUGAUCACCUUCAACCGCCGUGACGAUGCUUUCGGCUACCUGGCCACCCCCGAACUCAACGCCGAGGGUUUGGCGGCCACUGGCCACAACACUUCCGGUAACUACGGUAUUCUUGACCAGCUGGAGGUUCUCAAGUGGAUCCAGAAGAACAUCGCCAACUUCGGUGGUGACCCUGACCGCGUCACUAUUGCUGGCCAAUCUUUCGGCUCUUCCCAGGUCUACCACGCCGUCAACAGCCCUCUCUUCAAGGGUUACUUCCACGGUGGUAUCUCCGAGUCCGGUAUCCGCUGGCCCCGCGACCCCAUGCUGGCGGGUCUUGCCACCUCUUACACCAACAUGUCUGCUGCCCUCUUCCACGGAACGAACUACACCACUUUCCACAAUGCCUCCAAUAUCGCUGAGCUGCGUGAGAAGUCGAUGGAGGACCUCCUGAUCGGCUCUCAGGACCGUGUUAACAGCACCUGGAUCUGGUGGGUGACCGCUCUCUCCGCCGACUAUCCAUUGAUCUUCAAGCCGGUGCUGGACGACUACGUCCUCCCUGAGAAGUACAUUGAGUCCCUGCUGAAUGGACCCGCCAACGACGUCCCCGUCAUCACCGGUAACACCAAGGAUGAGUCCGGUGCCUCCCCCUCCACCGACUACACUCUUGAGGAAUACAAGCAUUACUGCACCCUCAAGUACGGUGACCUGGCUAGCCGCUACUUCCAGCUCUACGGCGCACACGACAACCAGACCAUCGCCGACCACGCCUGGAACGCUGCUGCCCGCGAUAUGUCGCUGGUCGGUUCAUGGGCCUACGGAACCGAAUGGUACAAGGCUGCCACCGCUGACUUCUACACCUACUACUGGACCCACGCUCCUCCUGGCCAGAACCAGGGUGCCUUCCACCAGUCGGAGAUCAUGUAUGCGCUCAACGCCCUGUACGCCAACGCAGACACCUACCCCUUCACUGCCAUCGACUACGAGAUCCAGGAGCAGAUGUCCUCCUACUGGGCCAACUUCGCAAAGACCCUCAACCCCAACAACGGCGGUUCCUACCAGGGCAAGGGCAAGCUGGCUCACUGGUCUCCCAACAGCCCCAACGGUACCCAGGUCGUUAUGGAGCUGGGUAACUACUUUGGCAAUGUCCCCGUUGCCAAGUCCUCGAAAUACGUUGAUUUCAUUAUGGACUACUUUUCCCAGCAGACCGCUUAUUAA